Molecule: messenger RNA, 543 nt
Organism: Thlaspi arvense
Lineage: Eukaryota; Viridiplantae; Streptophyta; Magnoliopsida; Brassicales; Brassicaceae
Source: the annotation of a GenBank genome assembly
AGACAACAACAGUCCCUUCCUUCAUCCCAUACCAAUCAUCAGCCCCAGUUCUGCACUCCCAAUGUGGUUAAUCUUACAAUUGUAAGGAAGGGCUGGUCCGACGAUCUCGUCACAGAUGCUAACGGCAACCUCUUGUUUAAAGUGAAAGGCCCCCUCCUCCUUAAACCCAAUGUGGUUUUGCUUGACAACGCUGGAAAUCCCGUUGUCACCCUCAAAGAGAAGGCUUUAUCAUGGCAUGGUAGAUGGGAAGUGUUUAGGGGAGAGAGUACGGACUCUAAAGACCUGCUAUUUAUUGUCAAGAACUCCUCGGUUAUGCAGUCGAAGACCAAGCUGGACGUCUUUCUGGCAAAUAACACCUCCACGGAGGUCUGUGAUUUUAAGCUCAAAGCAAACUGGAGUGAAAGCCCACUGAAACUUCAAUUUUAUUUCCAAACUACAGAUGCACGAGAAAGUCUCUUUUCUGAAGAUGGGCAAGAAGAUGGUGACGGUUCAACAAAAUGUCGACCAUGCCUUCAUUAUUGCACUUCUUGUGAUCCUAUAUAA